This is a messenger RNA of Linum tenue, 595 nucleotides long. Lineage: Eukaryota; Viridiplantae; Streptophyta; Magnoliopsida; Malpighiales; Linaceae. The record is from the annotation of a GenBank genome assembly.
CACCACCAUUUUCGGUUCAUUCAUCUCCCUAUUACCACUACUGCUUCCCCAGCCCACCUUCCCGCCCAUCAUCAUCAUCACCAUCAACCUUCCAUCCAUCAAAACAACACGACCGCCAAAAGCUUCUCACUGUCGCCAUCUUUGUUGUUGCCGGAACAGAGCCACACCGCCAGCACUCAUCCUUCAUCGCCAUUAACUUUGUCCAUCCUUUCCUUGCCACACGAAGUUUCUGUCGCUAUCAUCGUCGAUCGGAUAGCUACCACGAUACUAGCAACAGUUUCCAUAGAGAGUCUCUCCCUCUGUCUCUCGAACCAUAGCUUUGACGGGGAAGACGUGGGGUCAUCGAAUGUCGACCUAAACAAGGAACAAGGGCCGUACAUCUUUGUAUCGACGUCUAGGCACGAAUACAAGGUCGUAGAGGAGAAGCUAGGGAGCAUCCAGUCGAGGAGCAUCAAGUGAGAGAGCAGGCUACCCGAGGAGGACCACGUGAGCACUUCUGAAGAUGUCUGACCACGGAUUGGAGUAAGCAGCAUUUGUAAUCAUUAGUUAUUUGCUUUAUGAUUAUGAGUAAUGACUGGAGAUUUAAAAGGAUAAG